AUAAAAAAUAGAUAUUAUCAAUAUGAAACGGAAAAAAAAAUGUUAAACUUUGAAAUUGCUUGAAAAAUUUGUGUGCAUGGUUUCUAUCUCAUCUUAUGUAGCUGUAGAACUUGGAAAAGUACUAGUAAUACUAAUCAUCAACGACAUUAUGCAGGGAGUUCAGGAAAAAAAGAAUGACUAGCACUGCGGUCUUAGCACUCUACAUCACAAUUUGUUGUGUCGUAUUCAUUAUAUCGAAGAUUAUAAUCUCGGUGCUCCUAUAUAAAAGAUGGGCAAGGAAGCGAAGGUUUGUUGAGGAGAGUCUAUCAGGUGGAAAGAUCGUGAUGUUUCGGUCUACAAUAACACAAUCUCUCAGUUCAAAAGCUUUCAUGAAGAAGACGAUGAAGCUAACCAACAAGGAUAUCAUUGGCUCCGGAGGAUAUGGCACAGUGUAUCGGCUGGUCAUUGAUGAAUCACUUACGUUUGCAGUAAAGAGACUAAACAAGGGACAUAUAGAAAGGGAUAGAGGAUUUGAAAGAGAGCUAAAUACUAUGGGUGACAUAAAGCACAGAAACAUAGUUACCCUUCAUGGAUACUAUGUUGCACCUCAGUUUAAUCUUCUGAUUUAUGAGUUGAUGCCUAAUGGAAGCUUGGAUGGAUUCCUCCAUAGAAAAUGGAGUGAUGAGAAACCUCUGGAUUGGCAAACAAGGUACAAAAUUGCGUUAGGAUCAGCUCGGGGUAUAGCAUAUCUCCAUCAUGAUUGUAUCCCUCAUAUAAUCCACCGGGAUAUUAAAUCGAGUAACAUACUUCUCGAUCAAAACAUGGAGGCUCGGGUAUCUGAUUUUGGACUGGCAACAUUAAUGGAACCAGAGCAGACUCAUGUUUCUACAAUUGUUGCGGGAACAUUUGGUUACCUAGCUCCUGAAUAUUUUGAUACGGGGAAAGCAACAACAAAAGGAGACGUAUACAGCUUCGGUGUGGUUCUGCUUGAACUUUUAACUGGAAAGCGACCAACAGAUGAAUCAUUUAUCGAGGAAGGAACGAAACUAGUCACCUGGGUGAAAGGAGUUGUUGAAGAUAAGAGGGAAGAAAACGCGAUUGACAGAAAUCUUGUGCUUUUUCCAGUUGAUGAAGUCAAAAAGGUAUUUGCAGUUGCAGAAAAAUGCCUAGAACCAGAUCCAUCAAAGAGACCAGACAUGGCUGGGGUUGUAAAGAUGUUGGAGGAAAUAACUCCAUACAAAGUAUAGCUAAGAUGCUCGAGGAAAUAACUCCUUACAAAGUAUAGCUAUUAUUUGUAUAUCUUAUUUCUCUAGUCUAUAGAAUAGUUUCAUUAGUCAAAUUCAUCAGAAAAUUCUUUCGUGCCUUGCAAAAAAUCACUAUUCAAAUUGCAACAUAUAGUGGUCUAUGUACAUCAUCACCAUGUAAAAUUGCUGUCCUAUAAGAUGGUCUUAAAUGAUGAGCACACUCUUGUAAAUGAAGACUCGAGGUACAAUUUCAGAACAAAGCACCAUAUUUUUCAUGGAAUUAAAUUUAUCUAUCUCAUAGAUUUUAUUUUUCUCAGUCUGGUGGUUGUUUCACAAGAGAAUACAAUAAAACAUUAUGAAACCCUAACAAAAGUAUAAGGGGAACACCCAACAUAAUACACAAUAAAACAGCUUUAAGUAUGGUUUGUAAUCAAAUACAAAUACAAGACAACUCAUGGAAAUCAAAUUCUGAACAGGGAUUAAGAUCUCAAUCUUAACAAAGAAAAUAGUAGACACCAACUAUUUUGCCAAUUCUCAUGAUAUUGCUACUAUUUAUUGUUAGAGCAUGAUUAUGAUUCUCCUACGCCAUCCUUAGCUGUGUAACUCAAAGGAAAGCUACGGCCUUGAGAACCAUGGC
Molecule: messenger RNA, 1860 nt
Organism: Asparagus officinalis (garden asparagus)
Lineage: Eukaryota; Viridiplantae; Streptophyta; Magnoliopsida; Asparagales; Asparagaceae
Product: receptor-like serine/threonine-protein kinase At1g78530
Exons: 5
Coding region: 174-1226 (350 amino acids)
Biological process (GO): protein phosphorylation
Molecular function (GO): ATP binding; protein kinase activity
Source: RefSeq, a predicted model, not a curated record